Molecule: messenger RNA, 291 nt
Organism: Arabis nemorensis
Lineage: Eukaryota; Viridiplantae; Streptophyta; Magnoliopsida; Brassicales; Brassicaceae
Source: the annotation of a GenBank genome assembly
AUGUUAGCAUAUCUCAAUUCGGUCAUUAAGGAUAUCAUAAAACCUGACGAAUUGAAAAAGUACGAUAUUUGCGUGGAUGCAUACAAUUCAACGGUUCAUAACUUUUUACCGGCGGCAUUGGAUGAUCUGAAUAUUUUUGACGCAGUGGCUAAUAUGCAAAACAUUGUGACUGUGUUAGAUAAUUGUGAGUCACAGUUCGCCGGAAGUUCGCCAUUUACCGGACGUAACAAGGUAGUCCAUGAUAUUGCCGAUAUGAGUGCAGACAUCAUAAGAUAUUUGUAUGGAAAUUAA